Molecule: messenger RNA, 981 nt
Organism: Fusarium sp. VM40
Lineage: Eukaryota; Fungi; Ascomycota; Sordariomycetes; Hypocreales; Nectriaceae
Source: the annotation of a GenBank genome assembly
AUGCUCCAGCUCGACGAAAUUGCGUUUGAGCAUCCGUCUGCUGGCGAGCUGCUGUUGAAGGUCAGCGCCAUUGGGAUAAAUCGCAUGGAAGCCUUUUACCGCGCAGGCGGCUUCGGCCUUCCCAAGGCGCUCCCUGCCAUGCUCGGAUCGGAAUGCGCUGGAACGGUUCUGGCGGUCGGUGAAGGCGUCAAUGAGUUCUCGAUCGGGGAUCGUGUAGCGACCAUCCCGGGGUUCACGAGCGUCCCGGGUUUCGCCACAGAGAUGCCAGGGCACGAAUGCGCUGUAUACGGCGAGCAAGCCUACGUGCCAGCGGAGAUGACGGUAAAACUACCCAACGGCAUGUCGUUUGUUGAUGGUGCCGCGUUGUGGAUGCAGUACAGCACAGCCUGGAAUAGUAUGGUUGACACUGCCCAUCUGCAAAAGGGCGAAUACGUGCUGCUGACGGCCGCGACGUCGUCGGUGGGAAUUGCGGCGGCCCAGGUCGCCAAAUCGCAGGGCGCCAUUCCGAUCUGUACGACCCGGAGUCAGUCAAAAGUGGCGGCACUCAAAUCACUCGGUAUUGAACAUGUUAUCGUGACAGACGAGCAGGACAUUGUGGAGGAAGUGGCACGCAUUACCGACGGUAUCGGCUGCCGCGUUAUCUACGACCCAGUUUCUGGAAAAGAUAUGGGCAAGUUACUUGAUUCACUUACAAUAAACGGGUUGCUCCUCGUCUACGGCGUUCUGGACCUAUCCCCAGCCGUGAUAGACCCGCUGAAGGGAAUGGCCAAGUUUGCCACGAUCAAGUUUUCCGCUGUAUUUCAGACGUUGCUGAAUGCAGAGAAGCGCGCUAAGAUGACAGAGUUCGUGCUUAGGGGCGUUAUCAACGGCGCGCUGAGGCCCGUCGUCGACAAGACGUUUCCGUUCCAGGAUAUUGUUGAGGCACAUCGCUAUCUUGAGAGCAACCAGCAUGUGGGAAAAAUCAUCGUGACUGUUGAUUGA